GAUGGGAGAAUUCUGGUUCAGAAAGUAGCUAUGCUCCAAUUUAAUUGCAGAUUAGUUAAUAAUUUUCCACUCGAGGACAAUCUUUCUUUUCCUUUCUUUACUAUAUCUUUAACAGAUACAGACAUAUUACUACUGAUAUGGGAUCAAACAACACGUCAUUUGUUUGGCUCUCUUUGAGGGUUCAAUUAUUAUAUGGAUACAAAACACCUUCUUAUUAAUUACUACUACUAUUUUUUAAUUAUUUGUUUCCGGUGAUUAGCUAGCCUAUUAAAUCAACUAAAAAACUCCAGAGGGUUGAAAUAAGAAUUUUCUAGAGUAAAGAUAGAAGGGGUGUAUAUUCAUUAAUAAUCCUGAUGGCUACACAAAUUGAAAACAGCAAUGAACUCGAGUACGAGAAAAUUGCUUGGGGAACUUCUUUGCCAGUGCCUAGUGUUCAAGAACUAGUGAGAAACGAUACUAAAGAAGUUCCCCCUAGAUAUGUACAGAACAAUGACAACAGACCAGUCAUAAUAUUUGAACCAUCUCAAGAAUCAGCUGAAAUCCCAAUCAUCAAUUUUUCACUGCUUGCUGAUGGAGACGAAGAUGAACGAACUAAAUUGCACUUGGCAUGCAAAGAAUGGGGUUUCUUCCAGAUAUUAAACCAUGGGAUAACCGAAGAGGUGAUACAAAAAGUGAAGACAGCUGUAUCUGGAUUUUUUGAACUUCCAUUGACUGAAAAAAAGAAAUAUGCUAUGGAAGAAGAUGAUCUGCAUGGAUAUGGUCAAGCUUUUGUACACUCUGAAGAGCAGAUAUUAGAAUGGUCUGACAUAAUGUUUCUCAUUAUAUAUCCACUCAAAUCAAGGAAAACCGUCGUCUGGCCAGAAUUACCAGGUUUCAAGGAAGCAGUUGAGGAGUACUCGAAAAAUGUGGAAAGGGUACGCGAUGAGAUCUUAGGAAAUAUGUCAUUAUUGUUGGGACUUGAGAGAGAUCGCCUAAAAGAGAUGCAUGGGGAAAUGAAACAUGCGGUGCGAAUGAACUACUAUCCACCAUGUCCAAAUCCUGAUCUUGUUCUUGGAAUUGGACCACAUUCGGAUGCAACAUCCAUCACUUUACUCCUGCAAGAUGAUGAUGUGACUGGACUCCAAAUCAACCACAAACAAAAAUGGCUCCCUGUUAACCCGAUUCCUAAUGCCAUACUUGUUAACGUUGGUGAUUGCCUUGAGAUUUGGAGCAAUGGAAUGUACAAGAGCAUCGAGCAUAGGGCUGUGACUAACAAGGAAAAAGUGAGAAUAUCUGUUGCCACCACUGUGUUUCCAGCUGACACGACAGAAUUGGAGCCAGUUGAGACAAUGAUCAGUGAGCAGCAUCUAAGCAUGUAUAAAAGGGUUAAGUUUCUUGAUUUGAUCAAACAUGGUAUGGCCAAAACGAUGGAUGGCAAAAUAUUCAUUGAGUAUGCCAAAGAAGAGGACAAUCAAAGGCCAUGAGGUCAGCUACUAGCUAGUUGUAUUAACAACAAUUAUUACUGUAUAAUAAUAUUGUCCCAAACUUUAUAUUGCAGGGACAUGCAUUAAUUAUGUGAUAAGAUUGUACGUGAGAUAAUAGUAAUAAUCGCUACGUGGGUAUUUAUAUAUUGCAUGUUAGUGAUAAUGAAGAGUGGAACCGUUAUGAUGUAUUACAAUGUUAAUGCCUCUCUUCCUUUUUUUGUUCCCUCUUUGUUGAAAUCAGUCAAAUGAUAAAAUAAUGUUGGAAUAA
This is a messenger RNA of Capsicum annuum, 1731 nucleotides long. RefSeq names its product protein SRG1. The coding region runs from base 354 to 1463 and encodes 369 amino acids. The record is from RefSeq and is a predicted model, not a curated record. Lineage: Eukaryota; Viridiplantae; Streptophyta; Magnoliopsida; Solanales; Solanaceae. The transcript has 4 exons.